UAAUAGCUACAGUAGUUGGCGUUAGGUAACUCGAACACCGUUAUGGUAUGAGUUAGGUAGCUGUUUAGCCAAAUGUAAACAGUGAUCUGGCUGUCUUGAUAGUUCACUGACAUUAGCUGUCUACCUAACCUCCCUAGGUAGGACUAGCUAGCAGGCUGGGAUAGCAAGACAGCAGGCUAGUUUACAGAUUUGCUGAACCGCUGAUCAAAUACCACCAAGACCGCUUGCAUGUCAGCUGUUUGCAUGCAUAAUCAUCUCAUACAGUGUCGAAAAGGAUAAGAGAAUCGAAGAAAGAAAGCAGGGCCAGGGCAGGGGCAGCUCCACUCCUCCCUCUCCCAGCGGGAUGGUGCUGAGUGAUGGGGAGGACAUGACGCCGUAGUCCCACGCCGCACCACCUCCUCGGCCCCCCCACCACCAGAGCAGCGGACCACAGACGCAGCCCCCCCCAUGACUGUCCCCCUGGAGCCCUAGAUCAAGUGUGCUGUAGCUCAACAUGAGUGCUAUAGGGGAAGGCGCCCUGGACCCUGCUGCCUCAGAGUCCCGCAAGAGGAAAGGGUCCCCAUGCGACACCUCUGGACAGAGUGCGGACAAGCGCCGGCGGGAGCUGGAGUGCCACUACAUCGACGAGCUGGCGGAGCUGCUCUCUGCCAACAUGGGCGACAUCGCCGGCCUGAACGUCAAGCCAGACAAGUGUCACAUCCUGAGGAGCACGGUCGACCAGAUCCAGCAGAUCAAGAAACGCGAACAAGAGAAAGCCGCGCUGAUGUCGACGGACAACGAGGUGCAGAAGUGCGACAUCUCCUCCAGCAGUCAGGGCAUGAUGGAGAAGGAGGCUCUCGGACCACUUCUGCUGGAGGCUCUGGAUGGUUUCUUCUUUGUGGUGAACCGCGAGGGUCGGAUCGUGUUCGUCUCAGAGAAUGUGACCAGUUACCUGGGCUACACCCAGGAGGAGCUGAUGACCUCCAGCGUGUACAGCAUUCUUCACGUGGGAGACCACAACGAGUUUGUCCGCAACCUGCUGCCGAAGAGCCUGGUGAAUGGAGUGCCAUGGCCUCAGGAUUCUACUCGUAGGAACAGUCACACGUUUAACUGCCGCAUGCUGAAGCGGCCUCCGGAUGAGAUCGACUCGGAGAACCAGGAAGCGCGGCAGCAGUAUGAGAUCAUGCAGUGCUUCACCGUGUCACAGCCCAGAGCUGCCAUGCAGGAGGAAGGCGAGGAUCUGCAGAGCUGCCUCAUCUGCAUCGCCUGCCGUCUGCCCCGCCCACAGCCUCGCCCGCAGCCCAGCCCUGUCAGCACAGAGUCCUUCAUCACCAAGCAGGACCCUACAGGGAAGAUCAUCUCCAUCGAGACGAGUGCUUUGCGGGCCACGGGCCGGCCGGGCUGGGAGGACCUGGUCCGGAAGUGCAUCUACGCCUUCUUCCAGCCGCAGGGCAAGGAGCCAUCGCACGCCAAGCAGCUUCUGCACGAGGUAAUCGCCCAUGGCACGGCCAUCAGUCCCGUGUACCGCUUCACCCUGAGCGACGGGACGCCCCUCAGCGCCCAGACACGCUGCAAGUUCUGCUGCCCCCCCAACCCCGACGUGCAGCCCUUCAUCAUGGGCAUCCACACUAUUGACAGGGAACACAACACUGCUAGCUCUCAGGAAAAUUCUAACCCCAGCCUUCCACUGACACACGGGAGCUCAUCUCCUGCCCAGCCCUCCCGCUCUCCUGCAGUUCAGCCGGGCAGCGAACUCAGCCAAGCCCCAGGCCUCGGCCUACAUCUCAACAACGGCAGCAGCACUGGUCCAACCACACCCACCAGCCAUUCAACAGGGUACCUGACACCCAACCGGAUGUGCCCCCAGCAGGUCAACAGUCCGUCCCCUUUAGGAAGCCCUCUGGGAGCAACCCCUACCUCUUUUAUGUCCCCCAGACCUCCACGAGGGAGUCCGGGACUCGGGGGCAGCCCGCGGGUCCCGGGGAACCCCUUCUCCCCCUCCACCCCCAGCCUGCACUCUCCCGCUGGGGCGCCAAGCGGCAGCAGCAGCCUCAGCAGGCAGCCGUCAAGCUGCGAGGGCACCAGCACCCCCAUCAGCUUCUCCCUGCCCUCCCCCCUCCCGCAGAGACAGACCUCCACACCGGCCAGCUCCCCCGCGCGGCCCCCACCAGCCAAGCCUCCCGAGGCCCUGCCCGAGCCCCGAGAGGACCCUGCCAAACCUCAGCAGCACGGGAACCCCAAGCUGAACCAGCUCCUGGACGGCUGCGGGGCGCGGGCCCCCGAGCAGGACGCGCCCCCCUCCCUGCCCGCACAGUGCCCCGCCUCGCAUAGCUCCCUGACAGAGCGCCACAAGAUCCUGCACCGCCUCUUGCAGGACAGCAGCCCGUCGGAGCCCGCCAACGCCGCCGCCGAGGGGGCCAAGAAGGAGCCCCCGAUCAAGAAGGAGCACCCCGCCAGCCCCACCUCGGGCAGCAGGGAGAGCCAGGACCACCAGCUGCUGCGCUUCCUCCUGGACACGGACGAGAAGGACCUGGGCAACCUGCCUCCCCCCUCCGCCCUCAGCCUGCAGACCAUCCGGGUGAAGACGGAGAAGAAGGCAGGCGGCGAGACGCCCUGCACGGCCGUCAGCUCGCCCAAGCCCAGCGACGGGCCCAGCACCCCGUUCCCCAGCGCUGACCUGGACGCGCUGAACCAGCUGCUGCCCGCUCUGAGGGGCGCUCCGGGGGCCAAGCUGACGGAGGAGCAGAGCGCGUCCCAGCCGGGCGAGGCCAACAUUCCCCGGGGCGUGAGCGUCAAGCAGGAGCCGCCCGGCACGCCCAGCCGGGCUUUCAGUGACGGCUCUGGCCUUCAGAGCCAGUCACCCUUUGAGUUCUGCAGCCCAUCGACCCCGACCCAGGGCCAGGGGGACCCGUUCCAGCCUAAAGACAGCAGCCCCUUCCCAGAACCAGGGCCCGGCAACACUUUCAGCACCAACACAGGGCUGUCGAAGAUGGAGCUGCCGAGCACCCAGCAGUUCCAGUCUGUCCCACUGCCUGAGCCCAUGCCUUUCGAAGGGAACCUGGGCAACACCACCCAGGCCCCUCUACCUUCCCCUCAAGAUCCGCGCACCCCCUGCACCCCCUGCCCCCUGGAUGAGAUGCUGUGCCCGCCCACCACCCCGGAGGGCCGCAGCGAUGAGAAGGCCCUGCUGGAGCAGCUGGUGUCCUUCCUGAGUGGCACAGAUGAGAGCGAGCUGGCGGAGCUCGACCGGGCGCUCGGCAUAGACAAACUGGUGCAGGGCGGCUGCCUGGACCCCCUCUCCCCGCGGUUCCCUGCCCAGCCGGCGCCCCCCAUGCCAGUGGACCCCAAGCUACCUGCUUACCCCGCCCAGUUCCCUCCCGGUUCCGGCCAGUUCCCCUCGGAAAUGGGCCGCGCCCAGGGGAUGGGCUUCGGCGCCCCGCGGGCAGCAUUUCCCGGGGGGAUGGGCAUGGCUGUGCGGCCUGGCAUGGCCAGAGCCCCCGGGCUGCCCAACCAGCUGAGGCUGCAGCUGCAGCAGCGCCUCCAGGGCCAACAGCAGCUCAUCCAGCAGAAUAGACUGGCGGCGAUGAGCCAGUUCCCGGGAGGAGGGCACGUUGCCAUGGGGAUGCCCCAGGGCAUGCAGCAGGCACAGAUGCCGUCGCAGCCUCCCCUGAACGCGCAGAUGCUGGCCCAGAGGCAGCGGGAGCUCUACAGCUUCCAGCACCGGCAGAGGCAGCUCCUGCAGCAGAAGGUCAUGCUGAUGAGGCAGGGCAUGGGGACGGGGCCCAUGGGGGCCGCGCGGCUCCAGAAGGGCCCCCAGCCGCCACAGCAGGCGCAGCAGCAGCAGCAGUUCGCCUACCCCCCGGGCUACAGCCCCGCCCCGGGGAACCCCCCCACCUCCCCCAGCCACUUCAGCCCCAUGGGGGGGCCUCCGGACUCCAAGCUCGCGGCCAGGGGCCCCAUGGCGAACCAGGGCAUGAUGGGAAGUAUGCAGGGCCAGUUCGGGAACCCUGUGCAGCCUGGUCUAUUCCAGCAGUUUGGAGGACCAGGUAUGGUCCAGCAGGGGGAGCCACCCUUUCCCCCAGCUCUCAGCCCCACCAGCCCCCUGCUCUCACCACAGAUGUCCACUUCCCAGAGUCCUCUGCUUCAGCAGACACAGCCACCUCCUGGGUACCAGUCACCAGACAUGAAAAGCUGGCAACAAGGUGGCAUGGGCAACAACAGCAUAUACAACCAAUCUGGACAGAACCCACCUCAGGCCUUUGGGCAGCAGGGUGUGUACAACAACAUGAGCAUUACAGUGUCAAUGGCAGGAGGGUCAGGGGGUGUGGCCUCCCUACCUCCCAUGGGACCACCUGUUGGCAUGGGCAACAAUAACCUGGGCAACGUCAACCCCAUGUGCAACGAUCAGGUACAACAGGUUCAAGUGUUUGCAGAUGUCCAGUGUACCGUUAACCUGGUUGGCAGUGACUCCUAUUUGAACCAAUCUGGCCCAAUGGGAUCACAGAAAGGCGCAACAGGGGCACAGAGCGCCCAAUCUCAGCAGAAAAGCCUCCUCCAGCAGCUCUUAACUGAAUGACACUGACACUGAGCGCAGGGAGGAGCCUUUCCACAGUGAGCUAUUUAUAUUUUUUACAUUUUGGUUUCUCAUUUUCAGCAGGAUUGAUUCUGAGGGCGUGGUGUUUUGGGGGAGGGUGAGGGGAGCCUGUUGGCGGAAGUCUCAUUCCUGGUUACCUACUCUUAAAAAAAAAAAAAAAAAAAAAAUCUGCUUCCUGAUUGGAGAAGGAUCAUGUUCCAGAUUUGCCAAGUUAAGAAGGACCUGCUACCUGAUUGGCUGCGAGCUGACGGGCAGGCGCAGUGCUUCUUGGAGAGCAGCAGCAGAGCUCAGCUUGGUGUGGUCUUUGCCAAUUGGUGCAACAAAUGGGAUGGCACAACUCUUUGACAUUCGUCUGUUGUGCAAGGAAAGCUCAGUUUCAGCGGGAUCUGUUACUGAUUGGCUCUCCACUGCAGUGCCUGGUGGGAGGACUUCCCCAGUCCUUUUAUGUUUUCUUUCCUCAAUGAAUCAGAACAAGAAUGGCCAGGGAAGUAGACUAUGCUGUUGCCCUGUAUGCUACAGACUUUCCUGGGGGAACUAUUAUAAAUACUAGACUACAAACUGUCCUACACCAAUCUCUUUUUUUUCCCAGCAGCUGUGAAUAAGAGCCGCUUGGGCUCUUCUUGGCCUAUCAGUGUUGUUUGCCAUGUGUGCCAAUCGGGCUGGUAGUAUUGUACAAUAGAUGGACACAAUUGGGAUGAGCUAACACUUUCUAUUUUCCUUUUAACGUUGUUGAAUUAUUAUAAAGGCAACAGUCGUAUUGAAGUCAAAACUCACAAUUAUUGUUGGAUUUGAAGCAGGACUUUUUUGCUGUUUAAUUUUGAGAUUUGGUACCUUGUUGAUGUUUUAUUGUUUUUGUUUUUGUUUUUUUAAGACGCAAUGUUUGGCAUCAGAACAUGAACGUCUGCAAAUGUAACCCAGCAAAAUGUUGUCGUGUGGGGAAACUCGCUCUCUGCUCGUUUAAUGUGAAGAGGAAAAGAUUGUUUUAGAAUUAGAAUGUUCAAUUUUGGUCAGGCUAGCUUUGCUCCUUUUUUUUCUCUCCACUACGAGGUGUUGCAAUCCCGUGCGAUAAAUCGCAAAACAUAAACAGAUUAGGUUGUACAGUUAACUUUUACGUUUUGAGUUGGGAUUUGCUUUCUCGACAUCAGUCAUCUCAAUUCAAAGGGGGGUUUGCUGAGGAAUAUUGGAAAUACAAGUUCUCUACACAAACUCUUCUCAACAGUAAGCCUGUGAGGCCAUAUCCUCACUGGCUGCACACUACAGCUCUUACUGCUUAUGUGACUACUGUCGCCCAGUCAGACACUGUCAGUCGGCGCUAACUUCUGUUGACGCUGAUUUAACACUAUUGCUAAAGGUUCUUGGCAACAGAUACAGUUUUACCUAGAUCUACAGAAAAGCUAUUAAUGAGCAAUAACGGUAACAAAAAAAGACAAGGCAAGAUUUGG
This is a messenger RNA of Megalops cyprinoides (Indo-Pacific tarpon), 6015 nucleotides long. RefSeq names its product nuclear receptor coactivator 1 (gene ncoa1). Gene Ontology annotation, biological process: positive regulation of transcription by RNA polymerase II; cellular response to hormone stimulus. Gene Ontology annotation, cellular component: nucleus. NCBI's taxonomy places the organism in Eukaryota, Metazoa, Chordata, Actinopteri, Elopiformes, Megalopidae. The record is from RefSeq and is a predicted model, not a curated record. The transcript is spliced from 21 exons. Gene Ontology annotation, molecular function: nuclear receptor binding; protein dimerization activity. The coding region runs from base 494 to 4555 and encodes 1353 amino acids.